Molecule: messenger RNA, 1738 nt
Organism: Mangifera indica (mango)
Lineage: Eukaryota; Viridiplantae; Streptophyta; Magnoliopsida; Sapindales; Anacardiaceae
Product: tocopherol cyclase, chloroplastic
Exons: 10
Coding region: 109-1602 (497 amino acids)
Molecular function (GO): tocopherol cyclase activity
Source: RefSeq, a predicted model, not a curated record
UGGGCGCCACCUCUCAGCCACCUGUUUCACUACGAAUCCCAUCCAUGCACUUGUUUAAAUCCAAACGCAACUUCCAUCAGUGUUUCUUCUUUCUCUUGCACAAAUCCGAUGAAAACAAGCCUUUGUUUCUCACAGAACCUAGGGUUUCCAGCUCUACACCCUUGCAUUACUCUUAACCCCUCUCUAUCGUCAAAACGAUGGAGUUUUGAUCCAGAGUUUGGGUCUCGAACAACAAGUAUUAGAGUCUCGGCUUCCAGUUCUGUUAUCAGAAAUGAUUCUUCCACAUCUUCAGCAGAAACAGAGAGCAGAGUCUCCGUGAAUCCGGUUUACUUGCCCACGCCGCCCAAUCGUGAUCUUCGGACUCCUCACAGCGGGUAUCAUUUUGAUGGGACCACUCGCAACUUUUUUGAGGGAUGGUACUUUAAGGUCUCAAUUCCAGAGAGGAAGCAAAGCUUUUGCUUUAUGUAUUCUGUGGAGAAUCCGGCAUUCAGGGGAAAACUGUCGACAUUGGAAGUGGCACAGCACGGCCCUAGAUUUACUGGAGUUGGGGCUCAAAUUCUUGGUGCUGAUGACAAGUAUAUAUGUCAAUUCUCUGAAGAAUCUUCUAACUUUUGGGGAAGUAGGCAUGAGCUAAUAUUGGGGAAUACUUUUGUAGCCGAGAAAGAUUCACGACCUCCUAAUAAGGAGGUUCCUCCUCAGGAAUUUAACAAAAGAGUAUUAGAAGGUUUUCAAGUUAGCCCAUUAUGGCAUCAAGGCUGUAUUUAUGAUGAUGGCAGAACAAAUUAUGUUGAAAGUGUGAAAACUGCAAGUUGGGAGUAUAGUACUCGCCCUGUUUAUGGAUGGGGUAAUGUAGGGUCUAAACAGAAGUCUACAGCUGGCUGGCUGGCAGUUUUUCCUGUAUUUGAACCCCAUUGGCAAAUAUGCAUGGCAGGCGGACUUUCAACAGGUUGGAUAGAGUGGGAUGGUGAAAGGUUUGAAUUUCAGAAUGCCCCUUCUUAUUCAGAAAAGAACUGGGGUGGAGGAUUCCCCAGAAGGUGGUUUUGGGUAAAUGUUCAAUGCAAUGUCUUUGAAGGUGCAAGUGGAGAAGUUGCUUUGACUGCAGCUGGUGGUUUGAGGCAACUACCUGGACUGACUGACACCUUUGAAAAUGCUGCAUUGAUUGGCGUGCAUUAUAAUGGAAUUUUCUAUGAAUUUGUGCCAUGGAAUGGUGUUGUAAAUUGGGAAAUUGCUCCGUGGGGUUACUGGUACAUGGCUGCAGAGAAUGAGACACAUAUGGUUGAGUUAACGGCAACAACAAAGGAUCCUGGUACUACCUUGCGGGCUCCAACCAGAGAAGCUGGCCUAGCUCCAGCUUGUAAAGAUACUUGUUUUGGGGAGCUUAGAUUGCAAUUAUGGGAACGAAGAUAUGGUGGCAGCAAGGGGAAGAUGAUAUUGGAUAUUACAAGCGACAUGGCAGCGCUGGAAGUAGGAGGAGGACCCUGGUUCAAUACAUGGACAGGGAAAACGGCUACACCAGAGAUUCUUAAACGCGCUCUUGGUGUUCCUCUAGAUGUGGAAGGGCUUUUCGGAUUAGCCCCAUUCUUCAAGCCUCCUGGUCUAUAACCAGUUGCUACACAAGGGAAAGGAUACGUGAUAUUUACGUAAAUCAAUGCCCAUUUUGUAAGACAUGUCUGGGAUAAUGUACUUACAGUGCAGGGGUGUGAUGUUGAGGAAAAUUUAUAUGAAAAUCAAUUACAGA